AUGGCUCAGUGGUUAAAGCGCAGAUUUACUGACCGGAAGGUCCGUUGUUCGAGCCCGACCUCUGCCUCUCAACCUUCCAUUUUCGGAAGUGCCAAUGCAAAGUUGUUACUCACCCUGAUAAAAUCAGCUCAUCAUAAGCGGCACUUACUUCCACCGAUUUCUCAGUUGUCCAUGAUUGGGGGCGAGAUGGACCAAGUGGUUAGAGCGCGACCGGAAGGUCCGUGGUUCGAACCCGACCUCUGCCACUCGACUUCCCUGCCUAGGCUUGGGCAACGUGGCAGUAUCCCAGCCCUCGUGCCUCCUUCGUGUGGCAUGGCAGCUAGGCACCGAAAGGGUGCUACAGCCAAACGAUUUUUUUCUCGUCUACUCGAUGACGGUACAGAGGACCGUUUGCUGCUGGCACAAAUGGCACUCGAUUUGGAACGAGAUGUGUUUGAGGCUGAGAAAAACAUCUUUUCCAUCGCCACUAAGGAACUGAUCGACGUUAAUGGUGUUCCGUCAGAAUGCAAACACAACACCUCUGACUCUCGCGUCAGUUCGUCUUCUCCUCUACCCGAUACUGUGGAUUCUUCCGUCCCUGAGCAUCCGUUGCCUGUGCACCGUAAAAAACUUCCAGAUCCCGUGUACCUAAAACAUAGCUCUUCGGCUCUUCCACCACCCUGGUCAACACUUCUUGGCCCACUCGCCUACUUACGUCCUCUGGAGUUCAGCCCGGAUGGUUCUACGCGCUUUGCUACAAUCAACUUCCCUGAACUUCCCAAUGAAUCUUUGAAGUCUGCAUCGGGCUUCUGCUCAGGUUUGAAUCUUGAGCGUCUCAACGGCAUCUCCGACCAUCUUCCCACCAAUAACGCAACUGUGAUAUACCCCAGUGAACGAUGCCUGCCAAAUUCCUUGGGGGAUAACAUAGACAGGAAUGAAGACUCUUCUGAUGAAGCUGAAGCUGAAGCUGAUGCAUUACUUGGCUUGGACACCCGACAGUCCAGAACCAAGUCUACAGAGCAUUUGGUCACUACAAACGGACUUUUGGAUGGCAGGGUCGGGAGUUCUCUGGCGGGUCCCAGUCUGGAUCAGGACGAAUCGGUGGCUUUUGAUGAAACCUAUGACUUGUGGCAGGAACUUAUGCGAGAUGAAGGAAUGGACAUAGAAGAAAUGGAAUCGGAAACACUACAUGCUUGUCUGGAGAGCAAUUCCGACUCUUUGACCCCACCUGUAUCAGAAAAUUGUGUGUAUUUCAGUGUGUAUCUCGAACCAAGUUUACAAGGGAAAUUCGAAAUUCCACGCGAAUGUUUCGCAAACUUGACUGGAAUUAAUGAAACACAUCAUAUACUUCUGGGACGGUGA
Molecule: messenger RNA, 1341 nt
Organism: Opisthorchis viverrini
Lineage: Eukaryota; Metazoa; Platyhelminthes; Trematoda; Opisthorchiida; Opisthorchiidae
Exons: 4
Coding region: 1-1341 (446 amino acids)
Source: RefSeq, a predicted model, not a curated record